This is a messenger RNA of Aphanomyces astaci, 798 nucleotides long. RefSeq lists its product as hypothetical. Lineage: Eukaryota; Oomycota; Saprolegniomycetes; Saprolegniales; Verrucalvaceae. Gene Ontology annotation, molecular function: protein binding. The record is from RefSeq and is a predicted model, not a curated record. The transcript is spliced from 2 exons. Bases 29 to 745 code for a protein of 238 amino acids.
GGCGGGACGUCCAUUCGUGGAGGUGAUAAUGGUGGCGAUCUCCUCGUAUGAAGUGGAGCGUGCGGCCAAGAUUGCGCGCAACAAAGCCAUGCUGGCAUCACUGGGCAUCGAAAAGCCACAGCCGGCUAACGGUUCUACUUCGGACUCUGACCGACGAAAGGAGUGGACGGAGCCAGGUUCUACUUCGCCACGCAUGGCCAGGAAAACAGCCGAGCGCCGUCGUUCGACUGCCAAAGUGGCAUCGAAUAGUCCGCUGAGACGAUCGUCUCGAGUCGAGAAGAUCAUUCAAUUGAUCUCUCAAGACAAAUCAACACAAGUACGGAACUACCAAGACCAACAAGAGUUUCUACGGAUGCGGCAAAUGCUGUCGUCGGGACCGAAUGCGCGGACGGACACGACAUUUUCCAACGACGCCAAGAACAAAUGCAUCAUGAACGAAUCCGGCGUUGACGCUCCCAAGCGGCACGUGCACGAGUACGACAUCACACUGGAGCGAAGCCCCCAUGGGUAUUGCAUCUAUUUGGGUAUUGUCAAGUACAGUGUGUGUGUGGUGACCUUCCGAAGACCCGCUCCACACUUCAUUGGGCCGGCCGAAGCAUCUGGGCGUAUUAAACCUGGUGACAAACUCGUGAGCAUCAACGGGGUGACCUUGUACGGCGGUGACGAUUUCAAAAAGCACUGGGCAAACUUUAGCACUGCCUCUGCCAUCACGUUGGGAUUUCGUCGAUUGCUGGCGGAAGUUUAACGAGUAAAGUGCUACUUAUUAUACACUGUUAGUUGUUAGUAAUACGUCCGAAC